Messenger RNA from Lachancea fermentati, 2004 nucleotides. The record is from the annotation of a GenBank genome assembly. Lineage: Eukaryota; Fungi; Ascomycota; Saccharomycetes; Saccharomycetales; Saccharomycetaceae.
AUGUCGACACAAUUUAGAAAAUCCAACAGCAAGCAGUCUCUCAAAAAACUGGAUCCAGAGCUUAAAUUUAAGCUGGAAACAUUAACAGAACUUUUCCCAGACUGGACAAAUGAUGAUUUGAUCGAUCUAGUCCAGGAAUACGAUGAUCUGGAAACUAUAAUUGACAAAAUUACGUCUGGUGCAGUGACCAAAUGGGACGAGGUGAAGAAGCCCUCGAAAAAGGAGAGACAGAGAGAGCAGCAGGCACAGAAUUCACAACUGGAUAGCGAGCAGCAACAAGAGCAUCACACGCAUACGCAUAGCAAUAGCAGUGUAAUAAAUUCGCAUGGCACUAGCCACCACAAUAAGUCAUCCAGGUAUAGCAGCAAUCCACGAUUCGGCAAGAAGCAGUCGACACGGAAGGAAAGAGCAUCCGUGAAACACACCGGCAACGCCGCCAAUACCGAAAACUUGAAGCCAGCUACGUCGGCGGCCAAGGCUGCUGUCGCUUCCACAUCCUGGGCCGCUAUGGCUGCAGACAAAAAGGUAACUAAGGAUGCCAAGGACGAGGAAGUACAAGAGUUUAAAGAGGAUCAAAAGGAUAUCCCACCGGCGCAAGAGGAACAACCAGAGAAGUCUACAGCAUCAGAACCAGAAGUGGAGCAACAAAAUGAAAACAAGGCAGCUGCAGUGGCUGCUGCGCAGACCGCAGUUCAAACUGAUAAGCCGAAGAAGAUGACUUGGGCUGCUAUCGCAACCCCUAAGCCAAAGCCGGAGGCAUUGAAGAAAAAUGAUGCUUUGGAAGAACUGGAAGAUUUGAAGAGAGAAAUAAAGCAAGUUGCUAAUGAAGACGACGAUGCUGUUGAAAAUGAGACUUAUGAUCAAGAAAAAGAUGUUCCCCAGGUGAUUGAGCAGAUCGAGGUAGUGGAAGUUGUUGAGGAAUAUCCGGAAAAGGAAUCUGAGGAGGCUACUGCUCCUGUAGAUGAAACUGUUGAAGAGGCCUCUCUAGAAGUGGAAGAGGCGCAGCCUAUCUCUGCUCCUGAACAGGUCACGCUUACAUCCGAAGCUGAAAUUGUGGCUUCUCAACCUAGUUACGACGCGGAAGAGAAGCAAGCUCAAGCUGCAGCUCAGCAGCAGCAAUCAUUUUAUCAACAACAGCAGCAACAAGAACAACAACCUCAACAAUCUCAACAAACACAAGCACAAACACAAUCCCAACCACAAGCACAAGCACAAGCACAGCAACAAUUCGCUACUCCUCAGCAAGCUCCACAAACCCCUCGUCAACUUCAACAACAACCUUUACAACAACAGAAUGCUGCUGCCGCCGCCGCUGCUGCCCAACAGCAGUACUACAUGUACCAAAACCAGUUCCCAGGUUACUCUUACCCAGGUAUGUUCGAUAGCCAAAUGUACCCAGGAGCUUAUAACCAACAGCAAUAUGUUCCACAAUCUCAAAAUGGUACUCCUGCUCAAACAGCUGCCGCUCAACAAACUCAAUCUGGCCAAUACUCUGUACCACCAGGAUAUACUAGCUCUGCUAGAGACAUGGCAACUGCUUCUCCAGCUACUUCUCAAGCUCAACUACAGCAGCAACAGCAACCAUACGGUGGAUCAUUUAUGCCAUAUUACCUACAUUAUCAACAAUCAUUCCCAUACGGCCAACCACAGUAUGGUAUGGCGGGUCAAUACCCAUACCAGGUAACUAAGGUUAACUAUAUGAACCAAUAUCAACCUCAACAACAGGGUCAAACCCAGUCUUCUCAAUCUCAACAGGGCGAAGAAGCUUCUCAGAGUCAGCAACAACCAACUGCUAACCCACAACAAUCACAAUCUCAAGGAUCGAGCCAGCAAAAUCAGGGUCAAAUGAACGCGCAACAACAAGCUCAAUUCCAACAAUAUUACCAAUUCCAACAACAACAGCAGCAACAGCAAGCUGCUGCCGCUGCUGCAGCUCAGCAAGGAAUGCCAUAUGGCUACUCGGGUUAUGAUUACAAUUCUCAAACAUCCAGAGGUUUCUACUGA